AUGCCUUUACUAGGAUUAAAUCUACCUGAUGUUGAACUUUUGGCUAACAAUCCAAAAAGCUUAGAGGGGAGGUUGCUGUUUGCAGUCCCUAAGAAGGGAAGGCUGUUACAAGCAGCACUGAACCUACUCGAAGGUGCUGAUAUACAGUUUCGAAGAGAAAACCGGCUUGACAUUGCACUCGUCAAGAAUUUCCCAAUCGCGCUCGUUUUCCUACCCGCCGCCGACAUUCCUACUUUCGUAGGCGAGGGCCGAGUUGAUAUUGGUAUUACUGGACGGGAUACUGUAGCAGAGCAUGAGACUGGUGUGGGGCAACUAAGAAGAGAACGGGCAGAGUCAGGAAACAGCACACCGACCGAAGAAGAUACCCAUCAAGGAUGUGAAGAGGUAAUGGACUUGGCAUUUGGUGCUUGCAAAUUACAAGUUCAGGUUCCGGAGAAAGGACCAUACGCCAAACCAUCGGAUUUAAUUGGCAAAAAUAUCGGAACAAGUUUCGUUCAUCUGGCAGAGGAGUACUUUCUGAAUUUAGAAAAGGAGGCCGAUGGAGAUGCUGGAGCAACGCAGCGAAAGCUCAAGACCAAAAUAAUCGAAUUGAGUGGAAGUGUAGAGGCGGCUUGCGCGCUUGGUGUCGCAGAUGGAAUUGUCGAUCUCGUGGAAUCGGGCGAGACUAUGAAAGCGGCUGGGCUGAAAGCAAUUGAUACGGUUCACUCGAGUAUCGCAGUAUUGAUCAAGUCGAAAGCUCCCUCGAAUCCACAGCUGGUCGAUCUUAUUGCGUCGAGAAUUAGAGGUGUAAUCACCGCCCAAAAAUAUGUUCUUUGCCAGUACAACGUGGAGCGCAAGAAGCUACAGGAAGCUGCCAAAAUCACCCCAGGAAAGCGAGCACCAACCAUUAAUGCUCUUGAAGAGGAAGGCUGGGUGGCAGUCAGUUCCAUGGUAGAAAAGAAGAAGAUUGCUACCGUGAUGGAUGAAUUAACAGAAGUUGGAGCAACAGAUAUCCUAGUUUUGAACAUUGCCAACAGCAGAACUGGAUAA
Molecule: messenger RNA, 1029 nt
Organism: Glarea lozoyensis ATCC 20868
Lineage: Eukaryota; Fungi; Ascomycota; Leotiomycetes; Helotiales; Helotiaceae
Product: Periplasmic binding protein-like II
Exons: 4
Coding region: 1-1029 (342 amino acids)
Biological process (GO): L-histidine biosynthetic process
Cellular component (GO): cytoplasm
Molecular function (GO): ATP phosphoribosyltransferase activity; magnesium ion binding
Source: RefSeq, a predicted model, not a curated record